Molecule: messenger RNA, 612 nt
Organism: Cooperia oncophora
Lineage: Eukaryota; Metazoa; Nematoda; Chromadorea; Rhabditida; Trichostrongylidae
Source: the annotation of a GenBank genome assembly
AUGCAGCCAACUGUUACGUCCGCGCCACCGAUGGCUCCUGCCCUCGACGAAGAACCAUCAGCACUGGCUGGAGAAACUAAGAUCCAGCAACGGCUGCUUUUUCUUCGGCUCCUGCCCUCGACGAAGAACCAUCAGGACUGUACCAACCUAAAAUGCAGCCAACUGUUACGUCCGCGCCACCGAUGGCUCCUGCCCUCGACGAAGAACCAUCAGCACUGGCUGGAGAAACUAGUCAGUAUGCUGCCUGUUUUGUCUCCUGAUUUCACUGAGUCCGAGGAAAGGGAACGUUCAGUGAUUAUUUACGGGGUUCCGGAGGAGGGUGCAGGUUCUCUACCUUCUCUUCGUCAAGAGCAUACUGAGAAAAAUGUUUCCGCCAUCCUUGAUGUAUUGGAUAUUGAGGCUCGACCGGUUGAAGUACGAAGGAUAGGCAAAAUAAGUGAUAAGCCUAGAUUAACAACUGUGUUUCCAUUCUCUGUCGAAAGCGAACCGCCUUCGUUCCUCACCUAUGUUCAGCAGAAGAAAGAACAACGAACAGAACGUGACUUGAGGAAACUGGCAUUUGAGCUUAAUCGUGAUGAGCACAAUGGUAAUCCUGUGUUGAUAGUGUAUCGG